Molecule: messenger RNA, 1814 nt
Organism: Polistes dominula (European paper wasp)
Lineage: Eukaryota; Metazoa; Arthropoda; Insecta; Hymenoptera; Vespidae
Product: trafficking protein particle complex subunit 12
Cellular component (GO): Golgi apparatus; TRAPP complex
Molecular function (GO): protein binding
Source: RefSeq, a predicted model, not a curated record
UAUUAUAUUAACAUGUGAAACUAAAACAACGCAUUAUACGGAUUUUCAUAUAACCAAUCAGAGGCAAGGAAUACUGAAGCAAGUGGAAAGAAUAAUUUUUAUUAAAUAUGUUAUGAACAUAACCUUUCUGCGUAUAACGCAACUCCAGCGCCUCUCUUGACUAUAUGCAUUAUUAUAGUUAAAAAUGUAAGCAUGGAACAUUUUUAAAGAAAAUGGCCGAAAGUAACAGCAAAACGUCAGUGUCAGAAGAAACAGAAGAAAAGACAACAGCUGAUAUCAGUCGUUACUUUAAUAAUGCGCCACGUACGAUUUUUGACGAUAUCGUAGCACCAAAUGAACAGAAUUAUUUUAAUAACUCAUCAGAAUCAGAUGAUAAUAUUUCAAGGUUUAAUUCAAUGUUAGAUGGUACACCCAACGAUUUGUUCUCCGUUGAUACUUUAAUAGAUAAUGAUAGAAUGUCUGAUCAUGCAACCUACAGUGAUUUGCACAGAGACGCUUGGAUACCAUCUGAACGUACUCGUAAAAUAUUACGCUCAGUUGCUACUUCAACAGUUGGCACAACCUUUCUUGAAAGAGAUAAUUUAACUAUGCCAGGAUUAGCAUUACAAGGAGACAUGCCUGAUUUAAUUAAAAAUGGUGUUGUACAUUUUUUAGGAGAAGACGAAGAGAUGCAAAGAAAUGUACUUACUGCUUCGGAUGUAACCCAAGACGAACGUGGAUUGAGAAAAUUAAUACAAACUGGUUGUUACAGAGCUGCUAUUAAUUUGUCAGGAAGACUUAUUUCGAUUUACGCUCAAGGUUAUGGAAAAAUAAAUCAACCGAGUAAACAUACUCCACAUUCCUUACAAUUAUGGUACACCAGACUUUCCUUGUUAACUAAAUUGAAACAAACUGAAUUGUUGGAAAAAGAAUCUAAACCAUUUGGAGAUUUGGAUAAGCCGGAUAUGUAUUUUACAUUUUAUCCAGAAUUAUAUGGUACCAGACCAGGUUCCAUGGCUUCGUUUGCUUUUAGAUUACUAUUAGCUGAAGUACCAUAUUAUUAUGGUAAACCAAAAGAAGCAUUGGACAAAUUACACAAACUUUUGAGUAUAGUCAAUGAAAUAAUGUCAAAUUUACAAGCCGAUCUUACCGGAGAUAAAAUUGAUACCAAAGUUACCAAUAUUGAACAACAAAAAGAUGCUAUUGUAUUAUGGUCCCGUAGAAAAUCAAGAAUAUUAAUUUCAAUAAUUAAUUGCGCGGUUGGAAUGAAAAAUUAUAUUUUGGCGAUAGACAUAUUGGAAGAACUGAGCAAAUCACAUGAUUGGACAGCUGAACAAUUACAAAUAUUUCGAUCUAGCAUAGGAAGAAUACAUUUGUUUCUUGGUGAUGUAUCUACUGCAGAAACAUUAUUAAAUAAUAGAGUAACUCAAACGACUACAAUUACAGUUAGAGAAUUAGUAGAUAAAGGUUUAAUCGCGGUAGCUAAAAAUUCUUUUCAAGAAGCAUUCAAUUAUUUUCAUACAGCAUCUUCUAUGGAUCCCACUAAUGUAAUGUUAAUCAAUAAUAUGGCCGUUAGUCUUCUUUAUACUGGUCAGCUUAAAGCUGCAGUACAUUUGUAUGAAAAUGCGGUAGCAAGAAAUCCUACGAAAAGUUUACAAGAACCGAUAUUAUUAAACAUGUGUACUUCAUACGAGUUACAUACUAAUCAUUGUAAGCAAACUAAAUUACAAUUACUAAGGCAGCUAAAUAAACACAAAGGUGAUGCUAUUGAUAUCCAAUGUUUAAAACUUGGCAUGUAAUUUGUUCUUUUUUUUUUUUUUUUCAAAAAAACGAAA